This is a messenger RNA of Mercurialis annua (annual mercury), 1076 nucleotides long. Its product is annotated as UPF0235 protein At5g63440. The record is from RefSeq and is a predicted model, not a curated record. NCBI's taxonomy places the organism in Eukaryota, Viridiplantae, Streptophyta, Magnoliopsida, Malpighiales, Euphorbiaceae. The transcript has 6 exons. Bases 128 to 826 code for a protein of 232 amino acids.
UUUAACAAAAACAAGGAAAAACUGGUGUCGUUUGGGAGUUUUUCUGAGUUAUGCACCCAAUUCAAUUCUACAGCUUAUUUACAGAAUUUUAGACGAGGAGGAGGCCUACUGAGUACUGGCGAGUGAGAUGCCGAAAAGAACGACGCACACGUACUCGAGCGAGGACGCAGCUCCAGAUGGACCAGACUCCGAUCUCUUCGUCUAUUAUUGCAAACAUUGCAGCUCUCAUGUCCUCAUUACAGAUACGCAAUUGCAGAAAAUGCCGAAAAGGAAGACGGACAAAGCCUAUGUGCUCGACAAGAGUAAGCAUCUUGCUAGGUUGAACGUCGGUGAGGCUGGAAAGGUUCUUUUGAAACGGGGUGAAGGCAAACUCGAGAAGCAAUUUCGUAUGAACUGUAUCGGAUGUGGGCUUUUUGUUUGCUAUCGUGCCGAAGAAGAUCUUGAGUUUGCUUCUUUUUUGUAUAUUAUUGAUGGCGCACUCAGCACUAUUGCUGCUGAAACUAAUCCUCAGGAUGCUCCUGUUCCGCCAUGUAUAUCACAGUUAGAAGGAGGACUUGUUCAGGUAGCUAUUGAAGUGGAAGACCGUGCACAACGCUCAGCGAUAACAAGAGUAAAUGCUGAUGAUGUUCGUGUUACUGUGGCUGCACCUGCUGCUCGUGGGGAAGCUAACAAUGAGCUUUUGGAAUUCAUGGGAAAAGUGUUGGGCUUGAGAUUGAGCCAAAUGACUCUUCAAAGGGGAUGGAACAAUAAAUCAAAGCUCCUCGUUGUGGAGGAUUUAUCGGCUAGACAGGUAUAUGAGAAACUUCUGGAAGCUGUUCAACCUUGAAGCUAUGAAUGCAUAAUCUGAAAUGAGUUAUAUCACUGUUUGAAUUGUCAGCUGCAAGAAUUAUGUGUGAUCAGCAGAUAAUUGAAAUGUAAAUCUGGAGUUUAAGCUGGCUGUUGAGCAUCAAAACGAAUAUGCAAGUGUGUUUUCAUCUUGUAUUCUGGUCUGAUUUUGACAGAAAUUUUCCUGUAAUCGGGCAAGACAAAUAAAUUUGGCAAAUGUAAAACAUGGAAUUUCUCUUUUGCAUUGAUCA